UCGUUUCAAGCAAGACUUCAGUUUUCGACUGCUGUGGCAUGCGAGCCUUCGGAUUCUAGUUGGAAACGUCGGGUUGAAGGAAAACACGGUUGUACGGAGUUGAAACUCUUCUGAAGUAACAGCACGCAGUCUUUGCCCUUUCCCUGGCAGCUGAGCAAUAGUACUACUGAAGUAGUACCAUUCGUAGCCUAGUGGUUUUGAAUGCUCAGCGAAAGGUGCUGGAGAAACUCGCCAUUCCUUUGCUUUUGACGUUUUUGUUCAAUGAAGAGAAUUUCUUUCAACGUUCGUUCUUGUUCUCAACAGUAGUACACGUUCGAGCGCUCCGAGCCAUAGCAUAGACUGUAUGUUGUGUCCGGCCGCCGGGUUGGCGAAAUCGUGGACCGCUGCACCGUGUGUACCGUGUGCUUUCGGCCGCCGCACCUAUGGGGCAGGACUUGUCCCACUUCAAAGCUGUACGCGAUAGUGUGCGGCACAACGACGAGGACGUGUACGAGAUAGACCUGACCGGCAAGAAUGUGGGAGACUCGCGGACAGUGAAGCUAGCCCAGGCUCUCCGACAUAACGACGUGGUGGAGAAGCUUGUCCUAAAGGACUGUGAUGUAUCUCAUAUCGGUAUAACACAUCUAUGUGACACACUGUGUAGUGUGCUCAUCACCACUAACAUCCGUGUACUGGUUCUCGAUGACAACCCAAAGAUUGGUUCGGAGGGUGGUCGGCUUAUUGGCGAUAUGUUGAAGAACAAUGGUCAACUGGAGGAGCUGAGCUUGAAUGGCUGUGCUUUAGGAGAUCUUGGUCUUGUUGGAAUUGCUUUUGCACUGCACGACAAUCAGACACUGGUAUCACUGGAGCUCGGUAGUAACGGUCUGAAAGACGAGGCGGCGGAGCACAUCGCCGCCAUGCUGAAGGAGAACACUAAGCUGGAGGGACUCUCACUCUUUCAGAACCAAAUCACUGGACAGGGGGCUAAAUGUUUAGCUGAAGGACUCUGUGUGAAUCGGACACUGACCUGGCUGGGCCUUGGCAAGAAUUUCCUUGGAGUUGAAGGUGCCUGGGCGUUGAGUGAUGGAUUGCGCGCUAAUCGCGGUCUUCAGUGGCUGGCAGUCGGCGGAAACUCCAUUGGCGAUCGUGGUGUAACCCACUUGGCUACCUUGGUCUCGGCUGAACAAGAGAGCUUGCUAUCACUUGGUUUGGGGGACAAUGCCAUCACGGACGACGGUGCAGUCAACCUGGCGGAGGCGUUGAAGCGCAACAAGAGAAUAUCAUCGCUAGGCCUGGAGAACAAUCACGUCGGCUUGCAGGGUGCCACAGCGCUUGCUGGUAUGCUACGGAGUAACCGCCACUUGAAGACACUGGUGCUGAGCGGAAACAAAAUUUGUGACAAUGGGGGAUUACAGCUAGCCAUGGCUCUGAGUGACAAUCGCACACUGGACACCCUUCACCUAGCAAGCAAUCCUGUUGGCGAAGAGACCAUGUCGACGCUAGUACAGGUGUUGACUUCGGACAACGAGACGCUGCAACGACUUGACCUGCGUGGAACUGCCAUGUCCAAAGCAGCGCAAAGGAAGUUGCAAAGAGCAUUACAAGAGCAGAGCUCCAUUGUGCAGCUUGCAAUAGGAGCCAGUGGCGAUGGCACGCCUAAUGCAUCUGCUGGUGCUGUGGCGGCAGGCGACCAGGUGGAUGGCCACCAAGUGGAGGGUGUUUCGGCGGCCACGUUUCGGCGCGGAAUGCGCAACAAGCAGUCAUUGAGCGGUCUGGCAGGAGACAUGGAUAUGUAUUGAGCGGCAAGAGAGGUGGAGAGCAACGCUGAGUGCCCCGCUGCUGCGAGUGAAACGACGAACUCUAGUAUUGUCACACUGCAAUCAGAUGGGGAGUUGAGUACCUGUUUGUCAGACUUUGACAGCUUUCGAGAGGAAACUUGUGCAGCAGCAGCAUGCUGAAAGCAUCUCAGACACUCUGGCAACAGCAUCCUGACAGCAGUCGACUAGUCCUGGUGCAAGAGGACAAGUUCUUGGCUUCAGUCCUGGCACCGCGAAACAUGACCAGUCGAUCCAGUGGCUUCAACCACGUGCAGUGGUGACGAAGCACGGUGUCCUAAAUUGGCUUGGAUCACGGAGUCCAGAUUGAGCUGUCACCGAAAGUGGAAAGUGAUAACCCUACAUGACAGCAACAGCUAGAACUAGAGAGUAGCUUAGCAGGAUCAAUUCUAAAAGGGUCGCCUAUCUCAUCACUUCAUCCAAGUAAUUCAGUCGAACCCGUGACCGCGUUGAAAUUCAGGCCUCCUGCAGCCGACAAGCUUUCAAUUUUUGAGUGAUAUCUGGUCAUUUACCGCGUCAAAGCAGGCCCAGGGUACUUCUCAGUGUGAUACUGUUUAGUUUCAGAGAGUAUUUUGCACUUCUUCUCUGAAUCAUGACGUGCUUGACCGCUGUGAAACUUGAGUGACAUGUCAGCACUCUCACACUGACCACAUGAUCAUCUUCUUUCAAAUAGAAGAGCAGCGGAUCCUGCUCAUCUCACACUGCAUUGGCUGAUCCUUGCAGCAGCGUGUUUUUCAUUUUGAAUGUCAUGACAGAAUCAGUAUUCUGGAAUCAA
Messenger RNA from Sycon ciliatum, 2589 nucleotides. Its product is annotated as NLR family CARD domain-containing protein 3-like. The transcript has 10 exons. The record is from RefSeq and is a predicted model, not a curated record. Lineage: Eukaryota; Metazoa; Porifera; Calcarea; Leucosolenida; Sycettidae. Bases 423 to 1778 code for a protein of 451 amino acids. Gene Ontology annotation, molecular function: protein binding; GTPase activator activity.